Molecule: messenger RNA, 1962 nt
Organism: Aphanomyces astaci
Lineage: Eukaryota; Oomycota; Saprolegniomycetes; Saprolegniales; Verrucalvaceae
Exons: 8
Coding region: 1-1962 (653 amino acids)
Biological process (GO): establishment or maintenance of microtubule cytoskeleton polarity; microtubule polymerization; mitotic spindle organization
Cellular component (GO): centrosome; kinetochore; spindle pole
Molecular function (GO): microtubule plus-end binding; microtubule plus end polymerase activity
Source: RefSeq, a predicted model, not a curated record
AUGUCCCCACAAGAGGCCGAAAUGCAGCUGGAAGCGUUGGCCCUGGACGGAUGGAGCUCGAGCAUCGUGACAAACUUAGAAAACGCCCAGUGGACGGAGCGCAAAGCUGGCUUUGAGGCGCCGGAAGAAGUGUUCAGGCUCGUGUCGUCGUGUACGGAGACGGUGCGUCCCAUGUUCCUGGCGCUGGCCGAGCUCGUCGGACUGGAGUCCGUUUUGACCGCGAUCGUUCGGCACAAGUCUGUGAUCAAGACGACCCUGGCGCAGUUCGAGUGCCUCGAGUUCGUGUGCGUGUGCGUCGGCGACUUUGGCGUGUCCUCGUGCACCCCAGCAGUGUCAUCGAGUACGUUAAGGGGCCGUUCGGCAAGGCGUCGAGCAACUCCGAGACCCGCAUGUCGGAUGUCGGCCAACGCCGUCUUCGGCACGUUGUACGACCAACUGGGGGACGCCAUGCGGCCGCUGCUGAACCUGGAGGGGUGGAAGCCAUCGCCCAAGGACAGCGUUGUGGCCGUGUUCGAGGGCGUGGGGUUCAGCCCAAUCGUUUGCGGGGUCUCGGGUGGCCAAGACGGAUGUGGAGGGAGGAGGGGGUGCUGCGUCAUCUGGGGUGCUGCGUCAUCUGGGACGCUGUUUGGCCUUGUGGACGUUAGCGCCCAGAACACAAAGGAGUUGCUGGUGGACAUGGCCAACGAAGGCGACAAGCGGAUCUGCGACGAAGCGGGCUUGUCAAUCGAGGGGGUGGUGGACCUCACCAAGUCACUCAAGGCGCGCCUGAGUGACUCGAACGCCAACUUGAAGACCAAGGCUGUGCAGGUGAUAGGGGUUGUGGCCGCCAGUGUGAGGCCGUCUGUGGCCAAACUAGCCAAGCUCGUGGGCUCCAACCCCGUGGUGUGUCUCGACUCGUUGCUGCCGUUCGUGGCUAUGGCGCUCAAGAACCCCGGUGGCCGCGCCGAGUUGCUCGGGUGGACCGUCGAGAUGACGCAGAUGAUUGGUAGUAAGGUGGAUAUACGCAGCUUUGUCGAAAACACGAUCGACGCGCUGUCGGACAAGUCGGCGGGCGCGUGCGACAAGAUGCUCCUGGUCGAGGUGUUCAAGAGCGUGGGAAGGGACACGGUUCACACCGGGUGCCGAGGUAUGGUGCCGGCCAAGAUGCGUGCGGUCAAUCCGAUGAUUGCUCGCGCGACAGCCACCGCGUUUUGGAAUCUCUCGUCAAAAAUGCUGUCCGAGGCGGAUGCAUGGCAGCGCCAUCCCCCCAAGCAAACUGCUUGUCCCGCCCGUUUACUGCCAAACCCACAUCACCAAAACAACAGCAUACACCAUUGGACCAACCAGCACGGGAGCCGCCAUCGAUCCACCCACAACGAGCCCCCCCAUCAGACUCCUCUUCCGUCGUCGCCAGCGGGGAACCAAGGGUUGAAGCCACCUCUGACAGGCCCCGUGGUCACUGCCAAUGCCCCCAACAUUCCCGUGUCGUCGCCCAAGGACCCGUGGACGCUGUUGUUUCGGGUGCUGCUAGAGGCAGGUGCGGAAUUCUUGGAACCGCGCCUCGGCGGCAAGCACAUCAUGAUGACGACGACCGCGUUGCGAAUUGGUGAGGUGUAUCCGGCCAUGCUCCACGUGCUCGAGCGCAUCGUCAGUGGCAAGAUGGGCGAGUACCAGAAGCAUGAUGCGGAUAACAAGAUCGCAGGCCAGCCGAAGCUGGGGCUGUUGCUUGCCAAGUUACUCGUCAAAACCACGGGGCGGGAGCUGACGCUGCCGACGCCAUUUGUCCAUCGUCACAUUGUGGGUGCCGAUGCCUUUGGCGACAUGGUUAAGAACCAUCCUGAAAAGAACUAUGUGCAAGUGCAUGUUCCGGAGCUCGCGGCUCACCUUCCCACGGGGGUAUGCUGUCCUGAUGGGUUUGCCACCACGCACUACUUCAUCCAAAUGCUGGUGGGGCACACAAACGAAGACUUCGUCGUAAAGUAG